UCCAGGCGAUGGCGGGCGAUGGAGGAAGGCGGGAGGAGGAGGCGGCGGCGGAGGCUGAGGCGGCCUGAAGGGGUGGCACCACGUCGAUGGAUGGACCGCCGUCUGCUGCGGAAAUGCCGCUUGGUGCUCGCUGCGUCCUUCUUCAGGGGUCGGGGCCCGGGAACCUUCUGACCAAAGAUCCUAUAGCAGAGCUAUAAGAUCUUUGCCUCUGACUGUUGUAGUCGGCAGGGCAGUACUCUGCAUAUCGCCAACUUGGACAAUUUCACAUUUUUAUUAUCAAGCCAAUUAAUCAAGCCAAUUAUAACCUGCAAACCCGCACGUCUUUGGAGUGUGGGAGGAAACAGAAGUUCUCGGAGAAAAUCCGCGCAUAUCACGGGGAGAACGUACAAACUCCACACAGACAGCGCCCGCAGUCGGGAUCGAACCUGGGUCUCUGGCGCUGCCGGCAGAGGAGACGGACGGAGCCGUCUGGACAACCGCGGGGUGGUCGUCGGCCUCGCUCGGCCCGCAGUCAAUGGAACGCUGACUGAAGGCACUCCAGAGAGCCAAGCACCUUCACAAUGAAUCUAGCCCGACUUGUCUGUCGACACAAAACAGCCCUUGGUAUUGGCACCUUGUCCAUGUUUGCACUGAUGUUACUUUACCUGGCCAAAUGCACCUUGGAGACGCUGACUCCGGGCUUGCCUCACGCGCUGGAGAGGCGAGCGGAAGUUCAAGGCCAGAGCAGGGCCAAGGGAUUCUCAGCCUUUCUCGUGCUGCUGAUCACCACUGGCCCAAAGUACACCGAGAGGAGGAGCAUCAUCAGGAGCACGUGGCUGGCUAACCGGGACUCCGAAAUACUCCCGUACUUUGCCAUCGGCACCAGUGGGCUCACACCAGACGAGGUUCAAAACCUGGAGCAGGAGAACAGUCGCCAUCAUGAUCUACUGCUACUCCCGGACUUAAAGGACUCGUAUGAGAACCUUACCAACAAGAUUCUUCACAUGUACGCAUGGCUAGACCAAAAUGUGGACUUUAAGUUUGUCCUGAAAGCAGAUGACGACACAUUUGCCAGGUUAGAUAUAAUUAAAGAAGAACUGAAAGCAAAAGAGCCAAAGAAACUCUACUGGGGUUUCUUCUCUGGACGAGGAAGAGUUAAAUCAAAUGGAAAAUGGAAGGAGAGCACUUGGGUACUGUGUGACUAUUAUUUGCCUUAUGCUCUUGGAGGUGGGUACGUUCUCUCUUCUGAUAUCGUGCACUACAUUCACAUUAACAUUGAUUAUCUGAAGGUCUGGCAGAGCGAGGACGUGUCUUUGGGUGCUUGGUUGGCACCAAUCGAUGUCAAACGCAUCCACGACCCACGGUUUGACACUGAGUACAAGUCGCGCGGGUGCAACAACAGGUACAUCGUGACGCACAAGCAGAGUAUCGAGGACAUGCUGGAGAAACAGCAGACACUCCAAAGGGAAGGGAAACUGUGCAAAGAGGAGGUCAAAGUAAGACUCUCGUACAUCUACGAUUGGUAUGUCCCGCCAUCUCAGUGCUGCCAGCGAAAGGAUGGCAUCCCCUGAUCUUCAACGUAGCCCUGGCAAGGAGAACUCACUGAGACCUGUUUGGAGAAUUGAAAGUGGUGGAGUGGAUGUCAGUGCAGGAAAUCUCUCUGUGAAAGGGACUCCAGCACCAUUGUUCCGUACUUUGCCCACACAUUGGUCUUUUCCUAAUUUCGAGUCUGCGAGAUUGCACAUUUGGUGUUUUUUUCCCCAAAAGGCACAAAGCUGCUGUUCUUCCUGAUCAGAGUGGAGAAUAGGUCAUUAUAGUGCCACGGAUUCAAUCCCUGUCUGACUCCCAUCGCAGACAGGCUUUACAUUGAUGUACAAUGCCAUCCUUUCUCAUCGUUUCUGGGUGCAAAUGGGGCACUGAAGAAUUCCUGGUGUUAACUUAUUCCAACAGUUGUUACUGAGAGGUCCCUGACUCCUUUGUACUUCUAUUUAAUUGCACAAGAGCCAAAAACUCUAGGAUUUGUCUAAAUCAACAAUGGUAAAUGAAAAAAUAUUUGCGUGUAUGCAUAUGCAUCUCUGUUUAUAAUUGGGUAUAAAUUAGCAACAUAUUUGGGUAGAAGCCUUUGGCUUGACUGAGCCUUGCAUUUUGUUGAUUUGUUCUUGUCCAGUUAGAAUUUGCUCUCAACUGACAAUGUUCCCAUCUCGCAAGUAAAAUUUACUAAACUAAAUGCUGGUUUUAAACUCGGGCAGCAACACAUUCUUGUUUUAAAACAAAGAGAUUGGAGUCCAGGUUAAAUUGUAUAAAAUGUUGCAAUAGUGCCCUCCAUAAUGUUUGGGACAAAGGCCCAUCAUUUAUUUAUUUGCCUCUGUACUCCACAAUUUGAGAUUUGUAAUAGAAAAAAAUCACAUGUGGUUA
Messenger RNA from Amblyraja radiata (thorny skate), 2394 nucleotides. It is a transcript of the gene b3galt6, whose product is annotated as UDP-Gal:betaGal beta 1,3-galactosyltransferase polypeptide 6. Gene Ontology annotation, molecular function: galactosylxylosylprotein 3-beta-galactosyltransferase activity. The transcript has 2 exons. The record is from RefSeq and is a predicted model, not a curated record. Bases 561 to 1550 code for a protein of 329 amino acids. Gene Ontology annotation, cellular component: Golgi membrane. Gene Ontology annotation, biological process: protein O-linked glycosylation; glycosaminoglycan biosynthetic process. NCBI's taxonomy places the organism in Eukaryota, Metazoa, Chordata, Chondrichthyes, Rajiformes, Rajidae.